Messenger RNA from Lathyrus sativus (Indian pea), 2958 nucleotides. The record is from the annotation of a GenBank genome assembly. Lineage: Eukaryota; Viridiplantae; Streptophyta; Magnoliopsida; Fabales; Fabaceae.
AUGUUGGCAUGUACUCUUUGCGCCUGCCACCACAUGGCAUUCUCCGCCACCUCCAACAAUGCCGCAAUCUUUCCGUUCCGUUUGGAAUUUCGCCCGAAGCUCACUCCACGAACAACACACCUCGUCACCGCUCAACUUUCCAACUCCUUUUCCUUUCAUUCCGCUUCCGAUUCUCAGAACUUGAAGUCCAUUGAAUUACAUGAUGCAUCAAGGUUACCUUGGAUUGGUCCACUUCCAGGUGAUAUUGCUGAAGUGGAAGCAUAUUGUAGAAUUUUUAGAAAUUCUGAGAGCCUUCAUUCUGCAUUAAUGGAUGCUCUGUGUAACCCUUUCACCGGUGAAUGUAGUGUUUCAGACGAUGUUCCGUCCCAUGAGAAGCCUCUCCUAGAAGAUAAAAUAGUUUCUGUACUUGGAUGUAUGAUUGCGCUUGUCAAGGGUGGGAGAGAGGAUGUUCUUUCUGGAAGAUUUUCUGUUAUGUCUCGCUUUCGUGCUUCUGAGGUUAGCAGCAUCGUGGGGGAAACCCUUCCCCCACUCGCAAAUUUCAGGGGCGAGAUGAAAAGGUGUUGUGAGAGCUUGCAUGUUGCUCUUGAGAAUUAUUUGGUUGCCGGUGAUGAUCGAAGUUUGGAGGUGUGGAGGAAACUUCAGAGAUUGAAGAAUGUAUGCUAUGAUUCUGGUUUUUCUCGCGGAGAGGAUUAUCCGUGUCCUGCACUAUUUGCUAACUGGUGUCCUGUAUAUUUGUCCAGUUCUGAAGAGGACUUGGAAGGGAAAGAAUCUGAAGCUGAUUUUUGGAUAGGUAGCCAGGUAACAGAAGAAGGCCUUAAGUGGCUCCUGGAUAGAGGAUAUAAAACUAUUGUGGAUCUCAGAGAGGAGACUGUAAAAGAUACUUUUUACCAAGCUGCUGUGCAUGAUGCUGUUUCAUCUGGAAGUAUUGAAUUGGUGAAAAUCCCGGUUGCAGUUGGGACUGCGCCAAAAAUGGAACAGGUUAUGAGGUUUGCAUCUCUUGUUUCUGAUAUUAGCAAACGGCCAAUCUAUCUGCACAGUAAAGAAGGAGUUCGGAGAACGUCUGCGAUGGUUUCCAGAUGGAGGGAGUACACGGCUCACUCUGCAUCACAGUACGUUUCUAAUCAAACAGUUAUUUCAAAUGAUAUGUUAUCAGAUUAUACAAUUGAAGCUGGGAAACUGCAGGACUCCAAGCCUGCUGAUAGAUCCUCCCUGGAAAAAGAUACUGAUUUGUUGCAAGAGGGUUUAGGUGCAAUUCAUAGUUCUGUUGACUCAUUUGACCCGAGUAUGUCUCCAAAUAAGGUUAAUGAAGAAACACAAACUAAUGGGACCUUAGGUGGAAAUUUUCCCAAUGGUAGGACUUCAUUACAAGCCAUGACUGCCGACGGGGAAAGUUAUUUUCCAACUCUCUCCAGCAAAGCUAACCCUUUGGAAGCUCAAGUUCCUCCUCAUGAUAUUUUUUCCAAAAAAGAGAUGUCCAGAUUUUUGGAAAGUAAAAAGAUUUCAAAACUCACUUCUUCCAUUAAUCAAGUCAAAAGGCUGGAAUGCUUGCCAGAUUCAAGGAGCAUGCAUAAUAGAAGACUGCAGGGGCAAGUGAUUAUCAACAGUGGUCAUAAUCCUGAACCUAAAACUGUGGGUCCAGCAGGAAGUUCCAAUGGGCCAGCUCAGAUUGCAGCUGGUAACAAGUUGAAGUUAGUGAAUAUGAAUACAUCCAGUUCUGUUAGGACAACAGUAAAUGCUUUUAGUGAAAGAGAAAUGUAUUGCAUGCCUGAUGCCAACGAUAUUGAUGAUACAACUAACUCUAAAACGAUUUUAGCCGAUGAGGAUAAGGCGGGGGAAGGCUCUGGGUUCACUGAAGGAGACAUGUGUGCAUCUUCAACAGGAGUUGUAAGGCUGCAAUCAAGAAAAAAAGCAGAGAUGUUCCUAGUGCGAACAGAUGGAUUUUCUUGUGUGAGAGAGAAGGUGACCGAAUCUUCUUUGGCCUUCACGCAUCCUAGCAUUCAGCAACAAAUGCUAAUGUGGAAAUCUACCCCAAAGACUGUUCUAUUGUUGAAAAAGCCUGGGAAGCAUCUCAUGGAAGAAGCUAAAGAGGUUGCUUCUUUUUUAUAUUACCAAGAGAAAAUGAACGUAUUCGUGGAACCAGAUGUGCAUGAUAUAUUUGCUAGAAUUACAGGAUUUGGAUUCGUUCAGACCUUCUAUAUACAAGAUACUUGUGAUCUACACGAGAAAGUAGAUUUUGUGGCAUGUUUGGGGGGAGAUGGCGUUAUAUUGCAUGCUUCAAAUCUAUUUAGAGGCGCUGUUCCCCCUGUUGUGUCAUUUAACCUUGGUUCUCUUGGUUUUCUGACUUCUCAUAGUUUUGAAGACUACAAGCAGGACCUAAGACAAAUCAUCCAUGGAAAUAAUAAACGAGAUGGUGUAUACAUCACUCUCAGAAUGCGUCUCCGAUGUGAAAUUUUCCGUAAGGGCAAAGCUAUGCCAGGGAAAGUAUUUGAUAUUCUAAAUGAAGUUGUUGUUGAUCGGGGUUCUAACCCGUACCUUUCAAAGAUUGAAUGCUAUGAACAUGAUAGGCUUAUAACAAAAGUACAAGGUGAUGGAGUGAUCAUAGCCACCCCCACCGGAAGCACUGCUUAUUCUACAGCUGCUGGAGGUUCCAUGGUCCAUCCAAAUGUUCCGUGCAUGCUGUUUACCCCAAUCUGUCCACAUUCACUUUCAUUUCGACCCGUUAUACUUCCAGAUUCUGCUCAACUUGAGUUAAAGAUUCCAGAGGAUGCUAGAAGCAAUGCCUGGGUUUCAUUUGACGGGAAAAAAAGGCAGCAGCUUUCAAGAGGAGAUUCUGUACGAAUAUCUAUGAGUCAGCAUCCUCUUCCAACAGUUAACAAGUUUGACCAAACAGGUGAUUGGUUUCAUAGCUUGAUUCGCUGCCUAAAUUGGAAUGAAAGACUUGACCAAAAGGCCCUAUAG